Molecule: messenger RNA, 850 nt
Organism: Cololabis saira (Pacific saury)
Lineage: Eukaryota; Metazoa; Chordata; Actinopteri; Beloniformes; Belonidae
Gene: praf2
Product: PRA1 domain family, member 2
Exons: 3
Coding region: 34-570 (178 amino acids)
Cellular component (GO): membrane
Source: RefSeq, a predicted model, not a curated record
UGGGACGUGUAGUCUGUUUACCGCGAAGCAAAGAUGGCGGGCGUGCAGCCGCCACCCCUGCGGACCAUGGAGGAUUUCCUGCUGAGCUCGGCCCGGUUUGCGGUGCCGGACAUUCGGAACCUGGACCGCUGGAACAACCGGAUGAUCAACAACCUGCUGUACUAUCAGAGCAACUACCUGGCGGGGGGACUGGCCCUGCUGGCGCUGGUGGGGUAUUUCCAGCCGUUCCAGAUGUUGGUGGGGGCGACGGUGGUCACCUUGAUGUUCCUGGGCUUCGUCUGGGCAGCAGAGAACCGGGCUCCUAUCCGCCGUUUCCGUAGAAACCACCCGUCCGUGUGCGUGCUGGCCAUCCUGGUGGCCAGCUACCUGUUCCUGUCCGUGCUGGGAGGAGUGGCCGUGUUCCUGUUCGGGAUAGCCUUCCCCAUCAUGAUGGUCCUGGUUCACGCGUCACUGAGGCUGCGGAACCUGAAGAACAAGCUGGAGAACAAGCUGGAGAGCAUCGGCCUGAAGAGGACGCCCAUGGGGCUGCUGCUGGAGGCACUGGGGCAGGAGCAGGAGGCCGGGUCCUAGAGGGGCCGGGGGGCGGGGGGGCGGGACCAGGACCAGGAGGCCAGGUCCUAGAGGGGAGGAGGGCUGUUUAAUGGUGCUUUUCCACUAGUACCACCUCAGGUCGCUUCUACCCGCCAUACCCCCAGUCUUGCGCUUUUCCACUACGGGCCGAGGCAGGUGGAGCCGUGCAAAGCAGAUACAUUUUCUGUAACCAUUCUGCCGAGGUUCUAACCGGGCUGAGCCGGCACUAUAUCUGACGUCACCACCCUCCGUGCCACUGAUUGGUCGGGGGGCGGGGCCG